AAUUGCACGUUUUACAUACCGUACGCGCAACUGAAGGGCGGCGGCCCAGCCACGUCAGCGCACACCCGCGAAGAAGAACCCUAAUUUCUCAGUGCCAGUGCGUGGCCAGGAGCCGCCAUAUCCACAGCGGCACGCUGCGCGUAGAAUUUAGGGUUGUAGGGUUCCACAUUGGGACUGGGAGAGCGCUGGGAGUCUCAUCUCUAAGCUGCGAGCCUUGGAAAUCGCGUUUCUACAUUUUGCCUGUUCGUCACGCACCAGUGGAGCUCUCGCUUUCGUUGAGCGCUCUUCGGUGGAGUGAUGGCAGGCGUGCUGGUUCCUUCGCAAAAUAUGGGGAUUUUCCCCCGUUCCUCGCAGUCACUCUCCUUGCCUUCAAAGCUUUGCUACAAGACGCCGAGAUCAUCGCUAAGUUUUCGAUCGCCCAAGCAAGCGUGUGUCAUCGCUGGCCUUGGCUCUUCCUUUUCUCCACUCUUGGCUCUUAAAAGAAGGCUCAAGCCCGGCUCGAGCUCGCCAUCCAUUCCAAUGGUCGCUGUUCCACUCCGAACUGUCACUGCUCCUCAAAGCGAUGUGGUCGGUGACUUCUCCAAGGAGUUUGAUCCUGCUGCUCCACCACCAUUUUCUCUGGGAGAUAUCAGAGCUGCCAUUCCAAAGCAUUGCUGGGAGAAGAAUGUGUGGAGAUCGAUUAGCUAUGUCGUGAGGGACAUAGCGGUGGUUCUCGGACUGGCUGCUGGUGCUGCUUACUUGAAUAAUUGGCUCGUCUGGCCACUCUACUGGGCUGCCCAAGGGACGAUGUUCUGGGCUCUCUUUGUGCUCGGCCAUGACUGUGGACACGGGAGUUUUUCCAAUAACAAGAAGCUUAACCAUGUCUUCGGCCACAUUCUCCAUUCUUCCAUCCUGGUUCCAUACCACGGGUGGAGGAUAAGCCACCGGACGCAUCACCAGAAUCACGGCCAUGUCGAGAACGACGAGUCCUGGCAUCCAAUGACCGAGAAGCUCUACAAAGACGCAGAUAUCUUUACUCGCUUCGGCCGGUUCCAGCUUCCAUGGGUCAUGUUUGCUUAUCCGCUUUAUCUGGCGACGAGGAGUCCGGGUAAAACUGGCUCUCACUUCCAUCCGGACAGCUCUCUCUUCGUCCCGAGCGAGAGAAACGACGUGAUAACGUCGACAGUGUGCUGGUCGGCGAUGUUGGCGUUGCUGGCUGCCAUGACCGCUGCUGUUGGCCCCGUUUGGAUGUUCAAGCUUUACGUCGUACCUUACUUGAUCAAUAUUGUUUGGCUGGAUGCUGUGACUUACAUGCAUCACCACGGGCACGAAGUCAAGGUUCCGUGGUACAGAGGAAAGGAGUGGAACUACAUGAGAGGGGGACUUUCCACCAUAGACAGAGACUACGGAGUGAUCAACAACAUCCACCACGAUAUCGGCACUCACGUCGUGCAUCAUUUGUUCCCUCAAAUUCCUCACUACAAUUUGGUGGAAGCUACCAAAGCGAUAAAGCCUGUGCUGGGAAAAUACUACAGGGAACCAGAAAAAUCUGGUCUGCUUCCCUUGCACUUGUACAAAAUUCUUAAGUCGAGCCUCGAGGAGGACCAUUUUGUGCCGAAUGAAGGCGACAUUGUCUUCUACCAGCGGGACUCCAUUUAAAGAGGAACAAUGAAAAAAUCAUUUUUUGGCGAAAAUGCGAAGCCAACAAAAAAGAAAACACGCAAAAAGCAUUCUUUUCUCCAGAAAUGUCAUAUAGAGUUUGAUCUUUAUAAAGAGUCCCAUUCGAAAGA
This is a messenger RNA of Selaginella moellendorffii, 1769 nucleotides long. RefSeq names its product omega-3 fatty acid desaturase, chloroplastic. Gene Ontology annotation, molecular function: oxidoreductase activity, acting on paired donors, with oxidation of a pair of donors resulting in the reduction of molecular oxygen to two molecules of water. The record is from RefSeq and is a predicted model, not a curated record. Gene Ontology annotation, biological process: lipid metabolic process. The transcript is spliced from 9 exons. Lineage: Eukaryota; Viridiplantae; Streptophyta; Lycopodiopsida; Selaginellales; Selaginellaceae. The coding region runs from base 298 to 1638 and encodes 446 amino acids.